UUGAUCUUGCAGGUUACUGACACCAUGAAUGUCUCUGAGCUACACUCCAGCUUUGCUUUUAUAAGAGAAUUUAUACUCCUAGGUUUUUCUUUUGAAUGGAAGAUUCAGGUCCUCCUCUUUUCACUCUUCACUACGACAUAUGUUCUGACCAUAACAGGCAAUGGGUCCAUUGUUUGUGCACUGUGGUGUGACAGGAAACUCCACAUCCCCAUGUACAUAUUCCUGGGGAAUUUCUCCUUUCUAGAGAUCUGGUAUGUCUCUUCUACAGUCCCCAAGAUGUUGGUCAACUUCCUCUCAGAUAAAAAGAUCAUCUCCUUUGCUGGAUGCUUCCUCCAGUUUUAUUUCUUUUUCUCUUUGGGAACAUCUGAAUGCUUCCUUUUGACUGUCAUGGCCUUUGAUCGGUACCUUGCUAUCUGCCGUCCCUUGCACUACCCCAAUAUCAUGACAGUCCAUCUCUGCACCAAACUGGUUAUCAUCUGCUGGGUUUGUGGAUUUUUGUGGUUCCUGGCCCCCAUUGUUCUCAUCUCUCAGAUGCCCUUCUGUGGUCCAAAUGUUAUUGACCACGUUGUGUGUGAUCCAGGGCCACUAUUUUCAUUGGCUUGUGCCUCUGCUCCAAGAACCCAGCUGCUUUGCUACACUCUAAGCUCAUUAGUCAUCUUUGGUAACUUCUUCUUCAUCCUCGGAUCCUACACUCUUGUCCUAUUAGCUGUGUUGCGUAUGCCUUCUGCCACUGGGAGACAUAAGGCCUUCUCCACCUGUGGGUCUCAUUUAGCUGUGGUGUCACUGUUCUAUGGGUCUCUGAUGAUCAUGUAUGUGAGCCCGGGACUUGGGCAUUCUGCGGGGAUGCAAAAAGUUGCAACUUUAUUCUAUGCCAUGGUGACCCCACUCUUCAAUCCCCUUAUCUAUAGUCUCCGAAACAAGGAAAUUAAGACAGCCCUGAGGAAAGUUCUGGGAGUUUCAACAUAA
This is a messenger RNA of Condylura cristata (star-nosed mole), 966 nucleotides long. RefSeq names its product olfactory receptor 11H12-like. NCBI's taxonomy places the organism in Eukaryota, Metazoa, Chordata, Mammalia, Eulipotyphla, Talpidae. The coding region runs from base 25 to 966 and encodes 313 amino acids. The transcript has a single exon. Gene Ontology annotation, cellular component: membrane. The record is from RefSeq and is a predicted model, not a curated record. Gene Ontology annotation, biological process: G protein-coupled receptor signaling pathway. Gene Ontology annotation, molecular function: G protein-coupled receptor activity; olfactory receptor activity.